Messenger RNA from Saccostrea cuccullata (small rock oyster), 1502 nucleotides. RefSeq names its product voltage-dependent calcium channel gamma-5 subunit-like. Gene Ontology annotation, cellular component: AMPA glutamate receptor complex; postsynaptic density membrane. The record is from RefSeq and is a predicted model, not a curated record. Gene Ontology annotation, molecular function: voltage-gated calcium channel activity; channel regulator activity. Gene Ontology annotation, biological process: neurotransmitter receptor transport, postsynaptic endosome to lysosome; neurotransmitter receptor internalization; positive regulation of synaptic transmission, glutamatergic. The transcript has 4 exons. Bases 321 to 1079 code for a protein of 252 amino acids. Lineage: Eukaryota; Metazoa; Mollusca; Bivalvia; Ostreida; Ostreidae.
AGUAAUCACAUCUCAGCAUUGGUUCCCCCCAUCAUCAUCUCUAAACAAAUUCCCAUAUAAGUCUACAGUGGAUUGUAUUGCUCCAUUAUUCUGAUUAAGCACGGCGUUGUAACUUUUAUAUCAAUAGAUGCCAAGGGAUCCAAUUUUCAGCGAGGCAGCUCUUUCAGUAAUAAGUGAAUGAAUGCAGAAACAAAGGAAAAUAAAGUGUGCCUCAAGGAAAUGCAUAACGAUACAGUAAUAAAGUGAUACUGGUGGAUCACUGUGAAGAAUAAUUUCCUUAUCAGGAGACAAAACCAGCAAUAUGUGCUCUAAAUAUUUGUAUGUGUAAAUGUUAUACAAAUAACAAGACGAUGUAUUGUGGGGCUAAAGCUCUGACUCUGAGUUCGUUUGUGCUGGGUGCUAUUUCUAUUGGCACCCUAUCAUUGUCUGUGGCGACUGAUUCCUGGUUGUUUACAGAAGAAGAAAUGGACGGCGUCAUUGAAAACAUGACCAUCAAACUCCCAGUGUAUGUUCGGUCCGGACUGUUUCGCUUCUGUACUGUGUACCCAGAUGCAGAUGACGAUUGCGUCACUAUGGGUAUAAAUCUGAACGAAGAAAGAUUGGAGGAGAGACUUACAUCAACAGCUAUAAUGCGUGCUAACAGAGUGUCUACGGUGUUCCCCAUUGUUUCUCUGAUUCUGCUUGUGAUCGCCACAAUUCUGAGUGUUAUAGGAAACAUCAACCAUGACGUCAAAACCCUUAUAUCGUCCGGAAUUCACAUCUUAUCAGGACUGAUGCUGGCCGUCGGAAUUAUCCUCUAUAUAUCCGCCAUAAACGAUGAGGUUGGACAUCGCCCAAAGCCGUCGGAGGCAGACGACGACACCAAGAAGUUUGGUUACGAGUAUGGCUGGUCAUUCUUCUUUGCCGGGACGUCUUUUCUUUUCAUCAUGACGACAGCAGUUAUCCUUGUGUCGCUUUAUCUACAACGAAACUCAAAACGCGAGGAUCUCGUGAAGAUUAUCCCGGGUUUAGGUGACGUAGUGGAUAAUGACAUCACUGAUGACGUUUUUGCAACAAACAAUCCAACAAUAAUUUUAUGAAAAUAUGUCGAUUACAUGUUGUUAUGAUAUUUAUUAUUACAUUUCAAUGUCUUUUCCUAUAAUUAUUUUCUCUGUGAUAUUUUCAAAAAAGGUUGUGUUGAAGAUAGGCAUGAUUUUGACAACUGCUGAUUUAUGCUCAAUAUCAAACUAUCAUCUUGUUGUAAAUGGUCAUGAUCUUUUUUUCUUUGAUUCAAUCAAUUAUAUGUCAGCAUUUUUUUUUAAUUGUUAACAGUGGCAAACAACGCCAUUUGCUUAAUAUUUAUCACGAAUUUCAUUGCAUUUUUCCGAACUUUCGGUAAAAAAAAAAUGAUUUUAUGUAAUUUUUUUUAUAUUCAAAUAUUCUAAAUCAAGCUUUUACCAUUGUAAAACUGUACAUUUCAUUUUCUGAAAAGUGUUUAAUGUAAUCAUGGUAAUAAAAAGCUG